Condylostylus longicornis is the source of this 2250-nucleotide messenger RNA. RefSeq lists its product as uncharacterized. Gene Ontology annotation, molecular function: DNA-binding transcription factor activity, RNA polymerase II-specific; RNA polymerase II cis-regulatory region sequence-specific DNA binding. Lineage: Eukaryota; Metazoa; Arthropoda; Insecta; Diptera; Dolichopodidae. Gene Ontology annotation, biological process: anatomical structure development; regulation of transcription by RNA polymerase II. The transcript is spliced from 6 exons. The coding region runs from base 31 to 2250 and encodes 739 amino acids. The record is from RefSeq and is a predicted model, not a curated record.
ACGAUAAAGAAUUGUUUUGGUUGAUUUGUCAUGUUGAUUGGAUCGAGCAUUGGUAGCGAAUUUGGACCGUUACCAACAACGCCUUGGAGUAUGGAACCACCGCGACCACCGAUUGUUGGUGGCGGUUCAAUACCACCACCACCGCCACCUUCAUUGCCCUUAUCUCCAACAGUUGGUCUUUCACCGACAGUACCAUCAGCAACAGGUACAGUACCGAGUCCAAGUGGUGGAAUAUUUCCUGGUGGUGGCAAUCCAUCACCAUCAACUUUGUCAGCGCUAGUCUCACAGCAUCGCUUAUUAGAAUUAUCAAGAUUUGGUCUUAGAGGUUAUGAUUUAGCUCAGCAUAUGUUAACACAACAGGGUGCCGUUUCAAAAUUAUUAGGUACGUUACGACCACCUGGUUUAAUAGGUGGUUCAAAACCAAAAGUGGCAACGCCGGCUGUAGUAUCAAAAAUUGAACAAUAUAAAAGAGAAAAUCCGACGAUAUUUGCGUGGGAAAUUCGUGAAAGAUUAAUUUCAGAAGGAGUUUGUACGAAUGCUACAGCACCGUCAGUUUCUUCAAUUAAUAGAAUUUUAAGAAAUCGUGCUGCAGAAAGAGCUGCCGCUGAAUUUGCUCGUGCAGCUGGUUAUGGUUUGUAUCCACCACAUCCAUACACAGGAUUUCCGUGGCCACCAAAUCCAGCUGCAGCAGCUCAUUUAUGGUCACCAAGCUCUGCCUUGUCGGGUAUUUCAUCUAGUUCAAGAGGUGAUUCAAUAGGACCAUCAACUUCACCUGGUUCUGGAAGUCAUGAUACACUAGGUUCUCCCCAUGGGGAUAGAUUAAUAGACGUUGAGGGCGAGGACUGUGAGUCACUUGAUGGUGAACAACCAAAAUUUCGCCGUAAUCGAACUACUUUUAGUCCAGAACAACUUGAAGAAUUAGAAAAGGAGUUUGAUAAAUCACAUUAUCCAUGCGUUAGUACAAGAGAACGUUUAGCUUCACGAACCUCACUUAGUGAAGCUAGAGUACAGGUUUGGUUUUCCAACAGACGAGCGAAAUGGCGACGCCAUCAACGUAUGAACUUACUGAAACAGCGGGGAAGUCCGGCACAACAGCAUCAACAACACCAUUCCAUGCGGGCAUCACCUCACUCACCGCCAAUCACCCCCACCAACACAAGUACGCCCAACACAACACCCAACAGUCUUCACAGCAGCUCAACUUUAUGUUCGGUUCAAUCCCCCAUAAUUAUCAGCCCAAUCACAAAACAUGGAAUGUUACAACAAUGCACUCAGGAACUCAGCAAUCAAGCAAUAUCAUCCAAUCUGAACAUCAACAACAGCAUCAAUCUAGCUUUAAUCUCCAGCAGUUUCAAGGGCGACAGUCAACAGCGAGAAAAUUUCAUCCAUACAUCAAACAACAACAAUCAAAACAGUCAAUCAGUAACAAUAAAUUCAGCCAACACCAAUUCACACUCACAAUCCAGAACAGUAACUAUACCACCUCAUUUGACACAUCAUUCACAAAUUCCACAGCAGCAUCAACAAUCAUUAGUUGUAGCAGCAGCAGCGGCAGCGAUUGCAGCAGCUCGAAAUUCGACCAACAACAAUCAAACAUCUCAAGCGACGACGAUAGAAAGCAAAAUCACUCAAUUGACAACGGCGGAAACAGCAUUAACGGAAGUGACAUCAGAAAAUUCGCGUCAACUGGAAAACCUGUCGUCACAGAAAAAGGAUCCAACACCAAUUCAGAAUCAACUUUCAAUUGCACAAAUGAUAGUUCCACAACACAAUUGUGUAAUAAAUCAGAAAUCAGAACAACAACAAAAGGACUCACCACAACAAUUCCAUCAUCUGCAUCACUUGCCUCUAGUGCCGCAGGAAGACAAGGUAGUAAAAAUGAAGAGGGUGGAGGUGCCGGAAAACGUGACGUCAUCAGUCACAGCAUCAACUCCAUUAUUAAUGGGAGGUGAACAUAGCGCUUUUCGUUCCAUAGUUAAUCCGUCAUCGGCCGCAGCAUUUGCUUUAGAUUUAGCUAGACAAUAUGCAGCGGCUUCUGUUGCUGUUGCAACAAUGCAUAAUAGAAACACACAAGAUAAUGAAUGUAAUAAAAAUAAUGAAAACUACGAUGAUAAUAGCAGAAAUAAUAAUGAUUAUGCAGAUUCUGAUGAAGAAGAAAUAAAUGUUCAAUCAGAUGAAGACGAAACCAAUUGUAGUCACAAUAAUAGAAUACCUUUGCAAUUAACUAAACAUGACAACAGACAGCAGUAG